Molecule: messenger RNA, 1666 nt
Organism: Carya illinoinensis
Lineage: Eukaryota; Viridiplantae; Streptophyta; Magnoliopsida; Fagales; Juglandaceae
Product: putative pentatricopeptide repeat-containing protein At3g28640
Exons: 1
Coding region: 81-1589 (502 amino acids)
Biological process (GO): RNA modification
Molecular function (GO): RNA binding; protein binding
Source: RefSeq, a predicted model, not a curated record
UUCUCUCGAGAUCGACACCGACCUUUACCACUCUCGGUCGUUCCCUCUCUCUAGUCUCUGCCCCUCAAUAAUGCUCGCACAUGACCCACGUCUUCCCUCGCUGCUACAACCGCGGCGGCCAAGCAUGGAAGUGGUGCAUGUCCCUUGCGCAGCGCUGCACCACCAUGUGCCAACUCAAGCCCAUUCACGCCAUCUUCAUUGCCAGCGGCCUCCACCACAACAACUACGCCGUUAGCAAACUCCUUGCUUUCUGCGCACUCUCUGCCACCGGCAGCCUCUCUUACGCCUCCCUCAUAUUCAGCCAUAUCCAAUCUCCCAAUUUGUUUAUCUACAACACCCUCAUCAGAGCUUACUCCCUCAGUUCACAGCCUCAACUUGCUCUUCAUUACUUCCAGCUCAUGCUGAAAGAUAAUAACCUAUUACCCGACCACCACUCUUUUAAUUUCGUUAUUUUGGCUUGCGCGAAUGUCAAAUGGGUACUCGCUGGCAAGCAAGUUCACAAUUGUGUAAUAAAGAAUGGUUUGGCUUUAUUUGAUGCUCAUGUCCAGACUGCGAUUAUUAAAUUUUACGGCGAGUGUAAGUUUUUGGAUGAUGCCCGUAAAAUGUUCGGUGAAAUUUCUUGUGUAGAUGCUAUUCAGUGGAAUGUUCUUAUGAAAGCCUAUGUUAAGUGCAAUUUGGCGUCUGAGGCUUUGAAACUUUUCCGGCAUAUGUUGGUAUCUGGAGCUGAGGCUGAUGAAUUUUGUGUAACCACUGUGCUUACAGCUUGUGCUCAGAUGGGGGCGCUUUGGCAGGGGAAAUGGAUUCAUGAGUAUGUUAAGAAGAUGAAAGGGAUGGAAUUGGAUGUGUUUUUCAUGACAGCGCUGGUUGAUAUGUAUGCUAAGUGCGGGUGCGUAGACGUGGCUGAGGAAGUCUUUGAGGGGAUGUCUAAAAGGAAUGUGUUCUCAUGGGCAGCCAUGAUUGGAGGCUUGGCGUUACAUGGAUAUGCUAGGAAGGCUAUCCAUUGCUUGGAGAGGAUGCAAGUAGAUGAUGGGCUAAGGCCUGAUGGGGUUGUCCUUCUUGGGGUUCUUACGGCAUGUACGCAUGCAGGACUCCAAGAGGAAGGCCAAUUGCUGUUGGAUAACAUGGAAGCUCGAUAUGGUAUUAGGCCUAAACAUGAGCACUAUAGUUGUAUGGUGGACUUGCUAUGUAGAGCGGGCCAAUUGGAGCAAGCACUUCAGCUCAUAAGAAGAAUGCCAAUGAAGCCACUUGCCUCUGUCUGGGGUGCUUUACUGAGUGGUUGUGGAAUUUAUAAAAAUGUUGAUCUUGCAGAGCUUGCCGUUAGAGAGCUUCAUAAAGUGUUAGAAAAUGACGAUGGGGCAGGAGGAGGAGUUUAUGUUCAGCUAUCUAACAUAUAUUUGUGCGCUCGGAGAGCUGAAGACGCACGUAGGAUAAGGAGGAUGAUUGGUGAUAGAGGUCUCAAGAAAACACCAGGUUGUAGUAUGAUCGAGGUGGAUGGCAAGGUGAAUGAGUUUGUUUCAGGAGAUGUGUCACAUUUUGAUAGAACUCGGAUAUGUGCAAUGCUAGGGCUACUGUCCCUUGAAUUAGGUUAAGAUCCUUGUUUGAAUGAAGCAAACGACUUGCAUGCAUAUCAUAGAUAAGAGUUCUAGAUUGCAAAUCCUUUUUCAGA